GGCGGCGGCUUUUCGGCUCCUGGCAGCCACCGUCGUGAGGGUUCAGCUACGGGAGUCUCUUGGGCUUGGGUCGGCGGCGCGGCGGUGACGGCCAGCGAGCCGAGCCUAGAAAAUGAAGCUAAAGGAAAUUGAGCGAACAGCUGUCCAGGCAUGGAGUCCAGCAAACAACCACCCCAUUUAUCUAGCAGCAGGAACAUCUGCCCAACAGCUGGAUGCAUCCUUCAGUACAAAUGCCACCUUGGAGAUAUUCGAGGUUGACUUCAGGGAUCCCUCUCUGGACAUGAAGCAGAAAGGAACACUUCCUGCCUCAAACAGGUUUCAUAAGCUGAUCUGGGGUAACUUUGGAAAUGGGUCCCCAGAGUCCCCCGGGGUGAUCAUUGGUGGAGGGGACAAUGGUGUGUUGACAAUGUACAGUGCACACCGCAUCUUGGCAUCGAAGAGUGAGCCUGUCCUUGGGCAGACAGAGAAGCAUUCAGGUCCUGUUCGAGCUCUUGACUUGAACCCUUUCCAGAGUAACCUCUUGGCUUCUGGAGCCAAUGAUUCUGAAAUUUUCAUCUGGGAUUUGAAUAACUUCAGUGUGCCUAUGACUCCAGGGGCUAAAUCACAGCCUCAUGAAGACAUCAGUGUGGUGUCCUGGAAUCGGCAGGUACAGCACAUCCUGUCCUCUGCCCACCCCAGUGGCAAAGCUGUGGUUUGGGACCUCAGGAAGAAUGAGCCUAUCAUCAAAGUCAGUGACCACAGCAACAGAAUGCAUUGCUCAGGAAUGGCCUGGCAUCCAGAAGUUGCAACCCAGCUAGUCCUUUCUUCUGAGGAUGACCGCUUGCCAGUAAUCCAAAUAUGGGACUUGCGUUUUGCUACCUCUCCUUUGAGCCAGCUGGAAGGGCACACAAGGGGAAUUCUCUCUGUCUCUUGGUGCCAGGCUGACCCUGAACUGCUGUUAAGUAGUGCCAAAGACAACCGGAUCUUGUGCUGGAACCCAAGUAUAGGGGAGGUGGUUUAUGAGUUGCCCAUUCAGAGUCAGUGGUGCUUUGAUGUCCAGUGGUGUCCCAGGAAUCCUUCAGUCUUCUCUGUUGCCACUUUUGAUGGGUGGAUCAACAUUUAUUCUGUUAUGGGUGGGAACUUGGAAGCUCAGCGGAAGACACAGGCUGACAAGAUUUCUUCCUCCUUCAACAACCUGGAUCCCUUUGGUACAGGACAGAUCCUUCCACCUCUGCAGGUGCCAGAGCAAGUAGCUCAGACCACCUUGAUUCCACCAUUAAAAAAGCCACCCAAGUGGAUUCGCAGACCUGUGGGGGUUUCCUUUGCAUUUGGAGGAAAACUUAUUUCCUUUGGUCUCACCAAAGCUCCUGGACAGCAAAUGCAGCAGACCUACCAGCAUCAGGUAUUCAUCAGUCAAGUCACCACUGAAACUGAAUUCCUGCUCCGAUCCAGAGAACUGCAGAUGGCAUUGCAGUCGGGAAACCUAAUUGAUUACUGUCAAGGCAAGAUCCAGACAGCCAAGUUACCAUUUGAUGAGAACCUUUGGAAAUUCAUGAAGGUGAAUCUGGAGAAAGAAUCCAGGACAAAACUCCUCAAGCUGCUGGGCUAUAGCAAGGAAGAUCUGAAAAAAAAGAUUGCCUCGUGUUUGAGCAAUGGCAUACCAGAUAAGCAGCCCCUUCCUGAGGCAGAUGAGACAAAUGCAGCACAGCCAGAUCAGCUUCUGAUAAAUUCCAGCAAUGAUGUAGCUGCUGUUUCCUCCUCUUCAUCCUUUUUUGACAACCUCAUCCCCCAGAAUAUGAGCACUCUGGAGAUUCCUGUCACAGAAGAUACGGAUGGACUCAUCAGCCAGGCCCUUUUGCUGGGGAAUUUUGAGGGUGCAGUGGAACUGUGCAUGCGGGCAGAGCGCUUUGCCGAUGCCAUCAUCUUGGCUAUAGCCGGUGGGGAGAACCUCCUAAAGGAGACUCAGAAACGCUACUUUGCGAAGCAUAAGACAAAACUCUCUCUGCUGCUUUCCUCCAUUGUGCAGCAGAACUGGCAAGACAUUGUUUGCACAUGUGAUCUCCAGAGCUGGAAGGAGGCACUGGCCAUCUUACUAACAUACUCAAAGCAUGAAGACUAUGCCCAGCUCUGUGACAUGCUGGGUGCCCGCCUGGAGUCAGAGGGAGAUGCAGCCCUGUCCAAUGAUGCCUGCCUUUGCUAUAUCUCAUCAGGCAAUGUGGAGAGGUUGGUGGAAUGCUGGGUAAAAAACCAUGAGACUUCAUCACCCCUUGCCCUGCAGGAUCUCAUAGAGAAGGUGAUGGUGCUAAGCAGGUCCAUUGAGAUGCUCCGAGGCACAGCAGGACAAGCACCAGGCCCUGUCUUGGCAGAACGAAUCACCCAGUAUGCCAGUCUCCUGGCAUCACAAGGAUGCUUGGCAGCUGCAAUGAAUUACCUGCCCAGCAGCUCUAAAGAGCUCCUGAUUGAACAGCUCCGAGACCGGCUUUUCCAUGCUCAAGGAGAGAACGUGGGUGGUCAGCAGCCACCUCCUUUUCCUUACACUCGUGUCAAUGUGGGUGUUGUUAAGCACAUAUCUGCAGCAGCCACACCUGAAGGAUCAGCCCACAAAACAGGUCACAGACAUCCAGAGAAGCCCAACUAUCGGUCAUCAUUUGCCCCUUCAGCACCUUCUCAGCCUUCAGUGCCUUCCCUCUUCACACCUCAGGCAGUGCACACAACAUCUAUGACACCUCACCAGGCUGCCCCUCCUCAGGCCAGCACAGCUCUACAAACAAAUGUCUAUAGAGGGCCUCCUUACCCACAGUACAACUUGGGCUUGGUUCCAGCAACUGUUUCAGGGCCCGCUGUGUCACAGUCUCUGCCAUUUGGACCAGCGGGUGUCAGACCUGUUGGUCCUGCUCCCUUCCCCAGUCAAUCUUCUCUGCCAGGACAGUCCUUGCCUAUGACAUCUCCUGGUGUUCCACCACCUAGACCUGCCCUCUUCACUCCAGCCUCAGUCCCAACAUCUCAGCUUCCUGCAGCUUGUCCUCUCCCUGUGGCAAGCCAGCCUCCUCUAGGUUUCUCUUCAGCACCUUACAACUGCCCCAUGAACAUGGGGUAUCCUCAGGGAGGCCCUGGAGCUCCAUCUACUAAGCCCCUGCCAGCAGUCAGCAUUCCUCCUCCUCCCACAGUUCAGGAAUCUUGGACUGAUCCCUCUGCUGUAAGAGGAGGCCCUCAAAAGAAAAAGUUGCCUGAGAAAUUUACUCCUCUAGCCCCCAUCACAGCUCCAGUAAUGAGUCCACCAUCUGAGCCUCAAGGGAUCCAUCCUCAGCUGUCUAGGUUGCAAGAAUCUGGCCAGUCACCCCCAGGAGCACCCAAGGAAGACAGCCUGCAGUAUCACCAGCUACCUGUGGAGAGGGUUGAAAGGAAGGAGGUGCCCCCUGAGCACCAGGCUCUGAAGGACACGUUUGAAGGUUUGGUGCAACGCUGCUCUGCUGUCGCCACUGAUCCAAAAACCCGAAGGAAGUUGGAAGAUGCAUUGCAGCGGUUGGAGUGUUUGUACGAGAAGCUCCGCGAGCAGGCACUCUCUCCAGCCAUCCUCAUGGGUCUUCAUGAAAUUGCCCGCUGCGUUGAGGCUAGGAACUAUCAACAGGGUCUCCUGGUUCACACCCAAGUGGUGAGCAGCAGUAGUUUCAGUGAGGUGUCCGGUUUCAUGCCCAUCCUGAAAGUCCUCAUGACGAUUGCUGGCAAGCUGAAUGUGUGAAGUGUGGGGGCAGCUGUAACAGUGCCCACGAAGAGCUGAUGGACUCCCUCAACAGGAGUGUGCUGCAGGUUGUGGACUCUUCUGUCUCUGGAGAAAUACGUCUGUGGCAGUGUCUUGAGCUGUGCUGGGCAAAUACACCUGGCCCCAUCCACUCUCCAGAUAGCCCACUGGUGCCUGGAACUCCUGGAGAUUUCUUUCUCUCAUGUUUCUUACUAGCCUGAGGCUGCUUCCCAGCCCAGGGAUCUCAAUUUCAGGCUGUACAGAGAUCUUCUCUCUUCCCUGUAUCCCCAGCACAAAGGAGAAAUUCCUUCCCUCCAUCUGGCAUUCUUAUUUUUUUAGGAGACAAACAGGGCUGGCACCUGCAGUGCCACCAGACAGAAGAGACACCAGGCCCUAUUCCCUACUGCAAUGUAAACUGCCAGAAUGAUAACUGGGCUCCCUUGGUAGCUGGGGUAUCCCUGCUCAGAUGGCUGCAGUUAAGGAUCUGUCCUCUGGUUCCUCCUUUCUGUUCGUUCUCGUCCUCAACUCACCUUCCCACCCCUCUUCACUCAUAUCCUGCUACAACUAGGGCUAAUUAUCCUGGGCUAGCUUUGGUUCUCUCACUCUUCAUCACCCAGCCCUCUCGUUUCACAGUCAACUUCCCCGUUCAUCCUAUAUUCCCCUCUCUUUUAUGUCUUUUCUCCCAUAAGCUGUGGGCUUGAGUCCUUUUAUGUUUCAGGAUCAGGGCUGAUUCCCCUUCCAGCUCCUAGGACUUUCCCAUUCAGGAAUGCUAGCAGGUUUGACUGCUCUGUGUGAGGCUCCCCACAGCCAAUUGCAUUCUGGUUUUGGGCUAAAAGCCAUCCCCUCUGGCUCCUGGCCUUUUCCAUUUCCUUUAUGUUAGCACAGUUGACCUUUUGUCCACUAGUGUCAUGUGAAGGCUUUCCACAUUGAGCUUUUCAAACAGUCAAGGGGCUUUAAGAGAAACAGAGAUGCUCGGGUUCCAUAAAGAAUCCCCUCAAGCUACUCUGACCAGUCCAGACAUGAGCAGGAGACAGCUCUUUGCUCCUAGUACAUUAAUUCUCCCUACAGUAACACAUAGAAAGGUAGUUCUCAAAGACCCCUGGGCACUGUGGUGGUAAGAAUAUGCUGCAGGAGGUGAUGCUGCCAGGUUGAGAAUAUGGCUGUGCUGAGGCUUUUCAUUACUGUGGCAUUUUCUCUGGGGUAAAAUAGGUGAGUGAAGCAUAUCUGUCCUGAGGAAGAAGUCUGGGAAGGCAGAUGGGAUUUUAGGGCACAUCUGUGUGUGUGUCUUUCCCCCCUCUUCCUCUCGCCUUCCUCUCUUUCACACUAACAAGGCAGUGUGAUCCUUGGGCCCUGUCUGGGAGCAAGACUUCUUUCCAACUUUUGGCUGCAGACAGACCCUGCUUCCGAUACUUGCUGCUUGAGUGAUGAUGCCAUUGUGAGCCUCUGGUUCAGUGACUUACACAGAUCAGUCUGCUCUACCAUGAGACGAAGGAGGGAGGAGAAUCAGAAGUGAGGGAGAGGACAUGUCUCAUUCUCUCCUUUCCAGGUCAAAGUGCCUCCUUGUUGCUGCUGUGUUGUUUCUAUUGCUGCGGUUUGAUGCACUGAGAAAUAAAAGCUGUGUUUUGUGGUGCUGCUAGCUUUUUUCUGUUGGCUUGUCACCUCUGGCUACAGGGGACUUCCCUCAAUCUGCAGGGCCACCCACUGUGAGCCAAGUUGUCAGCUUUGGUGAGGGCGGCAAUUGAGAACAGGGUGGGACAAACCCAAUUCUGGACUCUACUGGUAUGGGCAGCUACUGUCCUGGUGUA
Messenger RNA from Dryobates pubescens (Downy woodpecker), 5523 nucleotides. It is a transcript of the gene SEC31B, whose product is annotated as SEC31 homolog B, COPII coat complex component. Gene Ontology annotation, molecular function: structural molecule activity; protein binding. The transcript has 26 exons. Bases 113 to 3718 code for a protein of 1201 amino acids. NCBI's taxonomy places the organism in Eukaryota, Metazoa, Chordata, Aves, Piciformes, Picidae. The record is from RefSeq and is a predicted model, not a curated record. Gene Ontology annotation, biological process: COPII-coated vesicle cargo loading; endoplasmic reticulum to Golgi vesicle-mediated transport; endoplasmic reticulum organization. Gene Ontology annotation, cellular component: endoplasmic reticulum exit site; COPII vesicle coat.